CGUUACGGUAACGUGAUACGGUGCUCUUGCAAGAGACAGUUAGGUAUCCACUUCCGUUUCUAUUUGCUGAAGUAUAGAAUGUGUGGUCUAAUGUAAAAGACGAUUUCAAAGAGUUCUGACCGAUUUCGAUCAAUGCUGGCUACCUACUGCCUUGCCUAAUCAAUGGAGCAAAACAACGGCAACGGCCAAAGCUGGUCAAUGCAGCAGCGGCGUGUAGAGGGGUUGGUAAACAAACAUAUGGCAGACAUUGCUUUAGAGACACUACAACAGAGGCUGUCUUUGGUGUCUGAAGAAAUGAACCAUUUGUCAAAUGAGCUGACAAGUCGAGACGAUAACUCGAAGCGAGCGGUUGAUAGCCCGCGACGUUCGGAAAUAAAUUUCAACGUGGAAUCACUGUCCGAGACAUAUAGCAGCACAGGGGGCGCAGGAGAAAAGUUGUUCCCAGCCACCUCCUCGUCAGAAACAGCAGCUCAGAGAAAAAUCAUAACGCUUUUGAUGGAGAUAAAGGAAGAGCAGCAAAGACAAUGGGCAGUGUUGAAGGAACUUCAAGCCAAAGUGCAAGGUCAAGUGUCUGAGGAAGAAGAGGUGGAAUCUCUAGAUAUAGACCUGCCAUUACGGACGAUGGAACAGCUGGAUGAGACUGAAAGACAUUUGGAAGAUGCUGCAGCUCAGAAGAGAAUGGUGGCUCACCUAUCGCGGAUGGGUGGAGCCACAGUGGAUGACGCAGUGCGGAGGCUGAUGCAAGCCGUGCUGUCCUUCGCAGUAGGCUCCGAACUGAACUGGGUAGGAAGGGGUCAGAAGCGGAGUUUCAGAAGCACCAGGCUACAGGGCGUACUCUUCCGUGCUUUGAAGAGAACCCCAGUAGGAAGGGAAGCCACACAUCACCAGUUUGCGGACGUUGUGAAGAAGUGGUUGAGGUUCGCUCCGUUCCGGCAAGGCGGCACCGGCCGGCGACAAACCAACAAGCCCCCAACAGAUUACACGUUCCAUACGGACACAGAGGGUGACAGCCACAGCCAUGUUAGCCCAGAGGCAAAAGAUUUAAAGAUAUUUUAAGUUUCUUUCAAUCUGGUAUAUCCAGUGUGGUGCUUUCCAACUUGAACAUAGAGUUCCUGAAGUACAGGGAACGAUGUAUGACUGAGUGUUAUACCACUGUUGUUGUUCUUGUACGCCAUUUACUGUGGCAUGUACACGUUACAUUAUAAUUUACAGCUUUUACACAACAUAAACUGUUUGUGCAGUGAAGCUCAUCUUCACUUGGAGGCUGAGUGUAAGAUACAGUAAGUCAUUGUAUAAAAUACAUGUAGAAUUUUCAUAUUUAACUGAAUGAUCUUUGAAUUCAACAAACACUUAUCCCAUAUCCACCACUUCAUGCACAAUAAAACAGCAAAUGUAUGUGGGAAUGGUAUUUGAGGUUAUUUCUGUCUAGAGACCAGAUAUUUUAGCUUGUGCCCAUCCUUUUCUCAGUGUUUCUUUCAAAGAUGGAGUUUGUGUGUAGAACAAGUAAACAAGUAGGCCUAUAUUUUUAGUAUUCAGCCCCCCACCUCACUGCCAGAUGCCCAAUACAGUAGCCUACUGUCUUGUGUUAGAUACAUAAUUGACCUUUUUCAUUUGAUGUUAUUGGGUGACUAUUCUUUUCUCUAAAAGCUUUGUGUUAGAAACAACGCAAACUGUGUUGUCCCUAUCUGGACAUGUUAAACACAACAGAAGUUGUGUUAUUUUCAACACAUUCAUUUUAAGAGUAUAGGCCUAUAGACUGGAAGUAUUCAAAGUUUCAAGUUUUUAAAACCUUGAUGUUGCUGUAAAUUUGCCCUCUUUCAUGUCUCAAAUGGUACUUACGUGUCUGCCAAAAAGAUUCCUCAUGGACUCAAUUUUCUCAGAUACUUAUUAAGGUGUCAUUAUUUUGUCGUAACCUCACCUGUUGCCACCUUACCAGUGUAAAUAUGAGAUAAAUGUAUAUUCUAAGUAACCUUUUCAACGGUGUUGAGGUUGCUGCUGUCCCACUGAAUGCCAAGCUGUUUAAGAAACAAUAAAAUAGAAUAUGUGUUUAUAUCUUGUUUUUUCUAUGACUCAAACAAGAUCUCUUUCAGACAAUAUGCUCAGAAUGGUCUGUGAGGUUUCCUUAAUGAAAUUACCUGUAUUCCAUAAAAUAAAUGUAAUGUGUAAA
This is a messenger RNA of Alosa sapidissima (American shad), 2167 nucleotides long. RefSeq lists its product as uncharacterized. The transcript has 4 exons. Bases 163 to 1056 code for a protein of 297 amino acids. NCBI's taxonomy places the organism in Eukaryota, Metazoa, Chordata, Actinopteri, Clupeiformes, Clupeidae. The record is from RefSeq and is a predicted model, not a curated record.